This is a messenger RNA of Salvia miltiorrhiza (redroot sage), 1214 nucleotides long. Its product is annotated as peroxygenase-like. The transcript is spliced from 6 exons. The record is from RefSeq and is a predicted model, not a curated record. Bases 279 to 998 code for a protein of 239 amino acids. Gene Ontology annotation, molecular function: monooxygenase activity; calcium ion binding. Lineage: Eukaryota; Viridiplantae; Streptophyta; Magnoliopsida; Lamiales; Lamiaceae.
AUGUUGCAUUAAUUAAGUUUCAAACAAGUUGUUGUCGCAUCAACUAUUUCGAUCACGUAACUCUCAUCUCACGAUUCUCACCAAUCAAAAUUUGAGUAGGCUUGUUGAGCUUCUUGACACGAGGAAACACCAAAACUCUUUCUCUGCUGCACAACAUAAAUACAACACUUGCAUGAUGCGAAUUGCGUAGAUCAAUUGUGGGAUUCUUAGCAGAAAAUCACAUUCGAUUUGUUUUUGGGUUUGCGUAGGAAUUAGUGCAGCGUGUUUAGAGGAGAGUGAUGGCUGCUGUGGACAAAAAUCCGGCCUUGUCUCCGGUGGCGCAUCUUGCGCCGGUGACGACCAAGCGCCCGGUGCGCACAGACCUAGAAACUUCAAUUCCGAAACCCUAUAUGGUGAGAGGAUUGGUUGCUUCUGAUAUGGAACACCCUGAUGGAACUCCGGGGCGUACGCAUCGUGAUAUGAGUGUCCUGCAGCAGCAUGCUGCUUUCUUUGAUCUAGACAGCAACGGUAUCAUUUAUCCAUGGGAAACCUAUGCUGGAUGCCGGAAAAUUGGGUUCAAUGUUGUUUUAUCACUCUUUUUGGGUAUUUUCAUCAAUGUGGUUAUGAGUUAUCCUACACUCCCAGGAUGGCUUCCUUCUCCCUUAUUCCCCAUAUACAUAUCCAAUAUACACAAGGGAAAACACGGAAGUGAUUCUGCAACUUAUGACACGGAAGGAAGAUACUCCCCUGUGAAUUUCGAGAACAUCUUUAGCAAGCAUGCUAAAACAUUUCCGGAUAAGCUUACCUUUAGAGAAGUGUGGAACAUGACUGAAGCCAACAGAAACGCCUUGGACUUCAUUGGAUGGAUUUUGAGUAAGAUGGAAUGGAUUGUCCUCUACAUGCUAGCUAGAGAUCGAGAGGGUUUGCUGUCAAAAGAAGCGGUGAGGCGCUGCUUUGAUGGCAGUUUGUUUGAGUACUUUGCGAGGAUGCAAACUCAGGGUGAAAAAAAGAUGGAGUAAGUCAAAAUGGAGCUGUGGUUAUGUAGUGUUGAAAAUAAUCAAGAGAGCAGAUAUAUGUUAGUCUGCUUAAGAGUAGACGAGAUGUUAUGUUCAGUGAGCCCUUGUAGCUAACAUUUGUCCUGAAGGAAUUUAGGAACUAUGUUUAUUUAUAUAUACGGUAAUGAUUAUUUUCUGAUAUUGUUUAAUUCUAUAUACAAUAGUGCUUACUUUGUCCAA